AAGGUGCUGAGUGGAGACAGUGCUGUGAGGGCCUUCCAGAGCACCACAGCAGCGUGCGCGCCCGUAUCACAUUAUCGGACUGUGAAAAGUGUGGAUUCCAGCGAAGAGAGCGCUUCUGAUUCAGAUGAUGAUAGUUCGCUUUGGAAACGCAAGCGACAGAAAUGUUUCAACCCUCCUCCCAAACCAGAGCCCUUCCAGUUUGGCCAGAGCAGUCAGAAGGCACCUGCUGCUGGAGGAAAGAAGAUCAACAACAUCUGGGGUGCCGUUCUGCAGGAGCAGAAUCAAGACGCAGUGGCCACGGAACUGGGUAUCUUGGGAAUGGAGGGCACGAUUGACAAAAGCAGGCAGUCCGAGACCUACAACUAUCUGCUUGCUAAGAAACUCAGGCGGGAAGCUCAAGAGCAUUCCAAGGAGUUAGAUAAAGAGCUAGAUGACUAUAUGCAGGGUGACAAAAAACCGGGAUCAAAGGAAGAGGAAAAUGGGCAAGGUCAUCUCAAACGGAAACGACCUGUCAAAGACAGACUAGGGGACAGACUGGAAAUGAACUACAAAGGCCGCUAUGAGAUCACAGAGGAAGAUUCACAAGAAAAAGUAGCUGAUGAAAUUUCUUUCAGGUUACAAGAACCAAAGAAAGACCUAAUAGCUCGAGUAGUGAGGAUUAUUGGAAACAAAAAGGCAAUUGAACUUCUGAUGGAAACUGCUGAAGUUGAACAAAAUGGAGGCCUUUUUAUAAUGAAUGGUAGUCGAAGAAGAACACCAGGUGGGGUUUUUCUGAAUCUCUUGAAAAACACUCCUAGUAUCAGCGAGGAACAAAUUAAGGACAUUUUCUACGUUGAAAAUCAAAAGGAAUAUGAAAAUAAAAAAGCUGCUAGGAAGAGGAGAACACAGGUGUUGGGGAAAAAGAUGAAACAAGCUAUUAAAAGUCUCAAUUUUCAAGAAGAGGAUGAUACGUCACGAGAAACUUUUGCAAGUGACACAAAUGAGGCCCUGGCCUCUCUUGACGAGUCACAGGAAGGACAUGGGGAAACCAAGCUGGAUGCAGAGGAAGCCAUUGAGGUGGAUCAUUCGCACGAUUUGGACAUCUUUUAAGUACGCUUUGGACAUUUCGAGGAAUAGCCCUUUCUAAGAUAACAGAAUAAAUGAUUUCUACUGAGAUCGUCACAUUUUACUUUGCACUGAUAAACAUGAUACCUGGAGAAGUGAACUGUUUUGUUUGAAAUAAAAAUUAAUAUAUGUGGAGAGGCAAAUGCAACUGUUAGAAAAACUUAAAAAGUGUGUCUGACAAAAUACUUAAAAGUAUAUAGCACAGGAUUUAAUUUGAGAUCUCAAUCUGUUGCAUGUACUAAUAUGAGCAUUACUAGUUGAUAAUUAUUUUGUCCAGGUAAUUAUAACAUGUCCUUUAAAAGUUUGUUUUCUUGAGCCAGCCCCAUAGUCUAGUGGUUAAGGGAAGCUGGGUCCCACCUGGCUGGCUGCCCCAGCAGCCUGAAGAACGUGCUGGGCACGUGUGUGCACAUGUGUCCAAAAUUCCGACAGGACGGAGAGAUGGAGAAGAGAUGGCAGGUGGCCACGCCCCGUUAGGGAGCGUUUCCUUCUCUCUCUCUCUCUCUCUCUCUCUCUGCAUUUUAUCUGUAUAAGCAUACUCUGGCAAUUAAAAAAAAAGAUGAAAGUUUUUCUGAUUUAUCUUUGUGGUGAAUUAUGCUUUGGUUUCAGAACAUUCCGUCAAGUGAUCCUAAGGGGACAUAGCAAUUGUUAAACUAUUACCAGUGCAUUCAAAUUUGGUUUUUCUGUAUUCUAAGAACUCCUAGGCAAUUUUAAGGAUAGAGACCAAAAUUAAAAUGGGUUUGUACGGGUGGCUUUUUCCACUUACUUGUUCCGAAGUAAAUAAAUGUCAGAACCUUUUCAAAUACA
This is a messenger RNA of Tupaia belangeri chinensis (Chinese tree shrew), 1908 nucleotides long. It is a transcript of the gene PHAX, whose product is annotated as phosphorylated adaptor for RNA export. Gene Ontology annotation, biological process: snRNA export from nucleus. Gene Ontology annotation, cellular component: nucleus. Lineage: Eukaryota; Metazoa; Chordata; Mammalia; Scandentia; Tupaiidae. The record is from RefSeq and is a predicted model, not a curated record.